This is a messenger RNA of Octodon degus (degu), 1869 nucleotides long. RefSeq names its product cathepsin C (gene Ctsc). The transcript is spliced from 4 exons. Bases 64 to 705 code for a protein of 213 amino acids. NCBI's taxonomy places the organism in Eukaryota, Metazoa, Chordata, Mammalia, Rodentia, Octodontidae. The record is from RefSeq and is a predicted model, not a curated record.
GGCUAUUUCAGGCGGUAUCCCGGGCUCUGCGCUGCUGCCCGCGCGCGCUCCGGCCCCUCCAGCAUGGCUCUCCAGUCCGGCCCGCUGCUCGCCGCCCUCCUGCUGCUCCUGGGCGGCCCCCGCGGCGUGCGCGGCGACACCCCUGCCAACUGCACCUAUCCGGACCUGCUGGGCACCUGGCUCUUCCAGGUGGGCCGCGGCGGCGGCCGGAGCGACGUCAACUGCUCGGCCCUGGGACCACCAGAAAAAAAAGUAAUGAUACACCUUAAGAAGAUGGACACAGCCCAUGAUGACUUCGGCAAUUCCGGGUAUUUCACCAUUAUUUAUAACCAAGGCUUUGAGAUCGUGUUGAAUGACUACAAGUGGUUUGCCUUCUUUAAGUAUGAAACCCAAGGCAGCACGGUGGUCAGCUACUGCCACGAGACAAUGACGGGCUGGGUGCACGACGUGCUGGGCCGCAACUGGGCCUGCUUCGUGGGAAAGAAGGUAGCCGGUCCUGAAAGAGUGAAUGUGGACGAGGCUCCCCUGGAAAGCUUCCCGGGAAAGCCCUCCAGCAGGCGCUACAGGUAUGACCACAGCUUUGUGAAGGCCAUCAAUGCUGCCCAGAAGUCCUGGACUGCAACUGCGUACAUGGAAUAUGAGGCCUUCACCUUGAAGGAGAUGAAGCGAAGACGUGGUGGCCACAGCCGGAUCCUCCCGCGGUAAGAAGACACAUCUAUUUCUCACUAGGAAAGAUGCUGGUGUUGAGCCCAGUUCUCCCCAGGGAGCCCACUACUUUAGUGGGUGUAAGCACUUUUUAUUUACGAUCUCUCUCCCAUUUGUACUCUUCCUGUUACGAUUUCCAAGUCCUGUUCUGGGGUUUUCUGUGCAUCGCGUGUGUCGUGCCCGUCCCAUUUUCCAUAGUCUGGCAUAGGCCUUGUUGUCUCUGCCCUAGUGCAGAGUGGCGUCCUACCACCUGUGUCACUAUCUUUGCUCCUUCUGCUGCCUGUCAUUAUUUUCACCAGUCUAUAAAAUGAUCUUACUCUAUUUAUCUAGGACUAUUGAUGUCUAUUUACUGAGGAAUAUAUGUGUUCAGAUAUUUAAAGUCAUCAUAAUGAGUGUAACUGUAUCUACUGCCUUGACCUGUUUUCAAACAAUGUGACACAUUAUUUAUGAAAACUUUGUUUGCAUUUUACCUCACUGCUCUGCUCCUUGUCCACCCUCACUUUGCCACAUUAUGAACUGCCAAACUGGACACUUGUAGAUAUCUGAAGUCUCAGUGCGGUAAGGCCCAGCAGCAAAAUAAAACAACUCCCAAAACGCUUCAUUGAUUAAUGCCCAUCCAAUCCCCUCUGCUGUCAGUGGUGUUCCCAUCUUGAGCUCACAUACCUCAUUGUGCAUUUCUUCUUCUGAGGAAUUAUGUCAUAACAUUUUGAAUUUGUCUGGGUAGGAGUUUGUAUGAAUUUAAGAACUGUUUUUAAAAAUCAUGACUAGAUCAGCAAAGGAUUUGUACAAAGUCCUGUAGCAUUCGUUUAGUGGCCAAGGAUGUUCCUAUAAUACCAUAACUUGUUUCAGGAAAAGGUGGAAACAGGAGUAAGGAAAGAGAAUUGAAAUGGUAGGGAGCAAAGGAGGGUCAAUAAUUUAUGUGAGUAGCUUACUUUACCUUUCUAUGUUGAGAUAUUAUUUAGUUCUCAGCAAACGGAAUGGUUAAUUCCCUAGAAACUGAGUCUGUGGCUAAAUGGUUAUUAACAAAGCAGACUACUGAUUGGUUACUCAUAUAACUAGAACACAUUAGCAGCCUUGAAUCUGCAGACUAUGGAGUUAUUUGUUAUCUAACUAAGAAUAUCUUCACAUGUGUUUGCCUUUCAUAAAAUAAUUUUCUGUGAUAUU